UCUCCUUUUCUCUCUCUCUCAAAAUCAAUUUAAAAUCUUUUUUAAAAAAAGAAGUGAGACUAAAAAUAAGACUCACCAUCUUAACCAUUUUUAGUGUAUAGGUCAGCAGCAUUAAGCACAUGACAUGGUUAUGCAAACAGUUGCGAGCACUAUCCAUCUCCAGAAUGUUUUUAUCUUCCCAAACUCUGUCCAUAUUAAACACCAGCUCCCCAUUCCCCUACCCCAGCCCCUAGUGCCUACCAUCUUACGUUCUGUCUCUAUAAAUUUGAUUCCUCUAGGGACCUCACAUGCAUGGAAUCGUGUGUCCAUUUGUGACUGGCUUAUUUCACUCAGCAUAAUGUCCUCGAGAUGUCCAGCAGGGAGGCCAUUGGCUGCGACAUCGGGCAGGCCCGCCAGGCAGUGGAGCAGCUGAGGAUGGAGGCUGGCAUCGAUCGCAUAAAGGUGUCCAAGGCAGCCGCUGACCUGCUGCAGUUCUGCAUGGAGCAGGCCAAGAGCGACCCGUUCCUGGUGGGCAUCCCUGCUGCCACCAACCCCUUCAAGGAGAAGAAGCCUUGCGCCAUCCUAUGAUACUGGCCCCGAGGCCCCCUCAAUAAACAUGAGGUAAAUGCUC
Myotis lucifugus (little brown bat) is the source of this 610-nucleotide messenger RNA. RefSeq names its product G protein subunit gamma 14 (gene GNG14). NCBI's taxonomy places the organism in Eukaryota, Metazoa, Chordata, Mammalia, Chiroptera, Vespertilionidae. The transcript is spliced from 3 exons. The record is from RefSeq and is a predicted model, not a curated record. Gene Ontology annotation, molecular function: G-protein beta-subunit binding. Gene Ontology annotation, cellular component: heterotrimeric G-protein complex. Gene Ontology annotation, biological process: G protein-coupled receptor signaling pathway. The coding region runs from base 349 to 567 and encodes 72 amino acids.